Molecule: messenger RNA, 1071 nt
Organism: Pimephales promelas (fathead minnow)
Lineage: Eukaryota; Metazoa; Chordata; Actinopteri; Cypriniformes; Leuciscidae
Source: RefSeq, a predicted model, not a curated record
AUGAUUACUAAGAAAAUAAUUUUGGGAUUUGGGACAAAUGUGAUGACUUCAAAUAUAACUGACACUAAAAAUAUGUUUCUCUGCUAUCCACUCCUGCUGAACUCCUGUGCAAAAUCGCAUCGUCUUACUGUAGUUAGAGUGGCAAUGUAUGUUUUCAUGGUGCUGAUGAUCCUCACAACAGUUUUUGGGAACCUGCUGAUCAUCAUCUCCAUCUCUCACUUCAAACAUCUACAGUCUCCAACUCAUCUGAUCGUUCGCUCUCUGGCUGCCAGUGAUUGUCUGCUGGGAUCUUUGGUCAUGCCGUACAGCAUGGUGCGAUCUGUUGAAGGCUGCUGGUAUCUGGGAGAUUUUGUGUGUAAAGUGCAUUCUAGUUUAGACAUGACCUUCUGUAUCUCUUCCAUACUGCAUCUCAGUUUAGUAUCGAUUGACAGGUACUGGGCCAUUUGUGAUCCUUUAAGGUACAAAAUGAGGGUCACAAACAACAUUGUGACUAUAUUUAUUACCUUCACGUGGCUGUUUUCAUUUCUCUACAGUUUUUCUAUUGUGUUUUCAGGUGUGAACAAAAUUGGCUUAGAGUCAUUUAUCAUGCAGGUUUACUGUGUGGGAAGUUGUGUUCUGUUUUUUAACAAACAGUGGGGUUUAAUAUGUCCAAUUCUCACAUUCUUCCUUCCCGGAAUGAUCAUGAGCUCUCUUUAUAUGAAAAUCUUCCAUGUUGCAAGAAGACAUGCAAAGGUUAUGUCAGAAAGAGUGACUGUGGUGACAGCAGGAGGGUUGAAGAGCCAAAGCUCUGCACAAAGAGAAGGAAAAGCAGCGAAAACUCUGGCCAUUGUCAUGGGAGUUUUUUAUCUUUGCUGGCUGCCUAUUUUUAUUGCUACAAUCAUUGACUCUAGUCUUAAUUUUGUGACUCCAGCCAGUGUCUUUGAUGCUUUGGUUUGGUUUGGAUACUUUAACUCCACUUGUAACCCAUUGAUAUAUGGGUUUUUUUACUCUCGGUUUCAGAAGGCCUUUAUGAUUCUCAUAUCAUCCCGUAUUUAUGGCUUCAGUGAUUCACGCACCUUGAGAUUUGAAUGA